GCUGCAAGGCAUCGAAAAAAGGAUAUAUAAAAAUCAAAAUCUAACGGUUGGAAAGAAAAGCAAAUAUGUGUUCGUAUUUACCUUAUGAUCAGUUACCGGAUCCGACGAAUAAAUUUGAAAUCUAUGAAGAAAUUGCGCAAGGUGUCAAUGCUAAAGUAUUUCGAGCAAAAGAGCUCGAAACUGAACGUGUUGUAGCUUUAAAAAUACAACAUUACGAUGAAGACCAUCAGACAUCGAUUGAAGAAGAAUAUCGCACUCUGCGAGACUAUUGUACUAAUCCAAAUUUGCCCGAAUUUUAUGGAGCAUAUAAAUUGGAAAAGGACGAAGGCCCUGAUGAAAUAUGGUUCGCCAUAGAGUAUUGCGGUGGCGGUACGGCGGUUGAUAUGGUUAAUAAGCUGUUGAAAAUGGAUCGACGCAUGCGCGAAGAACAUGUCUCUUUCAUUAUACGCGAAACUUGUCGGGCUGCUAUUGAAUUGAAUCGCAAUCAUAUUUUGCAUCGCGAUAUUCGUGGCGAUAAUAUUCUGGUGACCAAAGAUGGUCGGAUUAAAUUGUGCGAUUUCGGUUUAUCGCGUGAAGUCGAUUCAACUUUAGGCAAACGCGGCACUUGCAUUGGUUCACCAUGCUGGAUGGCUCCGGAAGUUGUCCAAGCCAUGGAGGCUAGGGAACCGGAGAUUACAUCGCGUGCCGAUGUUUGGUCUUUAGGUAUAACCACAAUUGAAUUAACUGAUGGUAAGCCCCCAUUUGCUGAUAUGCAUCCCUCGCGGGCUCUAUUUCAAAUUGUACGCAAUCCUCCGCCUACGUUGUUGCGGCCGACCAAUUGGUCGCAGCAAAUCAAUGAUUUCAUAGCCGAGUGCUUGGAAAAGAAUCCGGAAAAUCGGCCAAUGAUGGUGGAAAUGAUAGAACAUCCUUUCCUCAAUGAACUCUUUGAUAAUGACGAUGAGAUGAAGGCAGAUAUAAGAGAAAUAUUAAAUGUCUGCCGUGAUGCAGGCACGUUAUACAAGGAACCUGAAAUAUUUGUAGAUCGUGGCUAUAUAAAGCGUUUCGAUGGAAAACCGGAACGCAUGUACCCUGAAGAUUUGGCAGCUGUUGAAAAUCCUACUGAAGAAAUUAUUCUAGACAUCCUACGGAGUCGUGUCGAGAGCAGCAACACUUAUUCAUUUAUCGGUGAUGUCUUGCUUUCGAUUAACACUAACGAUUAUCAAGAGCAACUUGACGAUGCUUUUCAUGCCAAAUAUGCGUGUAAGUCGCGGUCCGAAAACUCUCCUCACAUAUUUGCCGUUGCGGACACAGCGUUCCAGGAUAUGCUGCAUCACAAAGAGCCACAACACAUUGUGCUGUCGGGUGAAAGCUAUUCGGGAAAAUCAACUAACGUGCGGAUGCUUAUUAAGCACUUAUGCUACUUGGGUGCAGGUAAUCGUGGUGCCACUGAAAGGGUGCAAAAUUCUAUCAAAAUCAUCCUAAUGCUGGUUAAUGCCGGCACGCCCAUCAAUAAUGAUUCGACAAGGUGUGUUCUACAAUAUUAUUUGACUUUUGGUAAAACGGGUAAGAUGAGCGGAGCCGUCUUCAAUAUGUAUAUGCUGGAGAAGAUGCGCGUCUCCACUACCGACAUGAAUCAACACAAUUUCCAUAUUUUCUAUUAUUUCUAUGAUUAUAUGAAUUCUGAGGGUUUACUUAAAGAGUAUAAUUUGAAAUCCGAGCGUGGCUAUCGUUAUUUACGUGUACCAGCGGAAAUGCAGCCAACGAAAUUAAAAUAUCAUCGCGAUGAUCCUAAAGGCAAUGUGGAAAAGUAUCGCGAAUUUGAAACAAUCUUACAAGAUUUGGAUCUGAAUCGUAAGCAUUUGGAAACCAUCCGCAAGAUAUUCGCUGCCAUUCUAAAUAUUGGUAACAUCCGCUUCCGACAAUCGGGUAAAUACGCUGAAGUUGAAAACACCGAAAUGGUUACACGUAUAGCAGAGUUGCUUAGAGUAGAUGAAAAGAAAUUCAUGUGGUCAUUAACCAAUUUCAUAAUGGUCAAGGGUGGCGUUGCCGAAAGACGUCAGUAUACAUCGGAAGAGGCACGUGACGCACGUGAUGCCGUAUCUUCGACUAUAUAUUCACGUUUGGUCGAUUGGAUCAUUAAUAAGAUCAACAUGAACAUGGCAUUCCCAAGAGCUGUAUUCGGUGACAACAAUACCGUUGUAAUUCAUGACUUAUUCGGCUUUGAAUGUUUUCACCGCAACGGUUUAGAGCAAUUAAUGAUCAACACUUUGAAUGAGCAAAUGCAAUAUCACUAUAAUCAACGCAUUUUUGUAAACGAAAUGCUUGAGAUGGAAGCUGAAGAUAUAACAACAACUAAUUUAAAUUUCUACGAUAAUAAAACCGCUUUGGAUAAUUUGCUUACUAAGCCAGAUGGUCUGUUUUAUAUAAUCGAUGAAGCGUCCCGAAUGAGCCAAGAUCAAGAUUUGAUUAUAGAUCGUGUUAGUGAGAAGCAUAGCCAGUUUGUUAAAAAGCACACUGCCACUGAGAUCAGUGUGGCUCAUUACACCGGUCGUAUUAUUUACGAUACACGAGCAUUUGUUGAUAUAAAUCGUGAUUUUGUACCACCGGAAAUGAUUGAAGCAUUUCGUUCAUCGUGCGAUGAAAAUUUUAUGGUCAUGUUUACCAAUCAGCUAACUAAAGCCGGCAAUUUAACAAUGAAUUUCGAAUCGGUACAGCAUAAAGCCGAUGAUACGCAGAGGCGUUCGUAUAAUUUGAAUACUUUAUCGUGUGGCGUUAUAUCGCAAGUUAACAAUUUGCGCACUUUAUCGGCCAAUUUCCGUUUCACAUGCUUAACCUUACUCAAGAUCCUAAAUCAAAAUAGCAAUUUAGGUGUGCAUUUUGUGCGUUGCAUACGCGGCGAUUUAGAAUAUAAACCGCGAAAUUUUCACGGCGAUAUGGUGCAACAACAAAUGAAAGCUUUAGGUGUCGUAGAUACCGUUAUAGCCCGGCAACAAGGUUACUCGUGUCGUAUCACAUUCGAGGAGUUUCUAAAGCGUUAUCAAUUUUUGGCUUUCGAUUUUGAUGAGACUGUCGAUAUAAAUCAAGAAAAUUGUCGUUUGUUAAUGAUACGUUUAAAAAUGGAAGGCUGGAAUUUGGGAAAAAGCAAAGUUUUCCUACGUUAUUACAAUGAUGAAUUUUUAGCCAGACUGUAUGAAGUUCAAGUGAAACGCGUCAUCAAAGUUCAGUCUAUGAUCAGAUCGUUACUGGCUAGAAAGCGGGUUAAGGGCGGCAAAGGAGCCAAAGGUGGAAAAGGUGUAGCCGUGAAAGACGAGGCCGCUUUAAAAAUACAAAAAGCCUAUCGCAGUUAUCGUUCCACCGGACGUUACCCACCUUUGGUCAAUGAGAAGACUGGUGUAUUAAAUAACGAGACUGCCGAAUUCUUACGACCUUUUGCACGCAAAUGGCGUGAGAAAUCCCUAUAUCAAGUGCUAUUGCAUUACAGAGCGGCACGAUUUCAAGAUUUUGUUAAUUUAUGCCAACAGGUUCAUAUAUAUAACCAACGUAUUGUAGCUGGUUUGAAUAAAUGUACACGUGCCGUACCAUUUGAUCGCAUUAAUACACGUGAAGUGCAUUCAUCACAAUUGGGACCCAUGCCGGUAGCUUUACGUAAACUGCCUCUACGUUUGGAUCAGAUACCUUUCUAUGAUACUCAGUAUAUGGUUGAUCCGGCCAACUCAUUAACACGCCAAAUAAACAUCAUCACAUCGCCUUUAAAACCGUUAGAUGAGGAAGAAGAUUGGGACAGUCCAUUGCAACGUAAUCCAUCCAUGACUUCAUGUUUAUUAACCUAUAACGCUUACAAGAAAGAACAAGCAUGUCAAACAAAUUGGGAUCGCAUGGGUGAAAGUGACGCCAUAUACAAUCAAAAUUUCUAUAGAGAUCCGCAUACGUUGAAAAGAAAUCAAAUGCAAAUGCAAAUGAACGCCUACAGCAAUUACAAUAUGUACAAUAGCAACAGUAACUUUAAUAGUAAUUAUAAUAGCAAUUAUAAUCAAGGGCCGCCGCAACAAACGUGGGAUCCUAAUCGUCAAAGUAUGAGGCGAAGUUCUUUGAAAAAUUAUGCAGCGCCACCGCCACCACCGAUGCCACCGAUGAAUCCUAUGUAUCGAAAUGAAAGAGAAAGAACGCCGAUGAAUAGACCACAACACCAUCAACAACAACAACAGCGCAAUACGUAUAUUACCUCACCCUCGGAUCCAGUACGAGAACUACAAGACAUCAUUAAUAGACGUAGCUUCGAUAAUGAUGAGAAUUCGGACGAGCCGCCUUUCAAUUUUAAAGCCAUGCUACGUAAGACAAAUUAUCCACGAACCGAAGCAUCGAGUACUGUUUAUGAAUUUAAUCGCUUCGAAGAUCGUAACCAUCAAGAUCAAUUCACAUUUCAACAGCCUAAACUGCGUAGCACAGGUAACAAACGUUUUGAUGAAAGCACCAGUACAAGCACAUCAAAUUAUGCUGCCUCAAAUAAAUUUAGUCAACGUAAUCCACCUUUAAAAGAAUCCAUGGAUAACAAAUCAUCGUCCGUGGGGCGUUCGUUCGAUAAUAAUACUGCCGCUAAAUCAUUUGAGGAAGCUGGCAGUUAUGUGGACGAAGAAAUAGCACCGGGUGUAACCAUAACCGGUUAUGCUGUUGACAUUUAGAUAACAAAAUCCUGA
This is a messenger RNA of Glossina fuscipes, 4673 nucleotides long. It is a transcript of the gene ninaC, whose product is annotated as neither inactivation nor afterpotential protein C. NCBI's taxonomy places the organism in Eukaryota, Metazoa, Arthropoda, Insecta, Diptera, Glossinidae. Gene Ontology annotation, cellular component: myosin complex. Gene Ontology annotation, biological process: protein phosphorylation. The transcript has 19 exons. The coding region runs from base 66 to 4658 and encodes 1530 amino acids. Gene Ontology annotation, molecular function: cytoskeletal motor activity; ATP binding; protein binding. The record is from RefSeq and is a predicted model, not a curated record.